Molecule: messenger RNA, 1970 nt
Organism: Eremomyces bilateralis CBS 781.70
Lineage: Eukaryota; Fungi; Ascomycota; Dothideomycetes; Eremomycetales; Eremomycetaceae
Product: phosphate transporter family protein
Exons: 3
Coding region: 80-1801 (573 amino acids)
Biological process (GO): phosphate ion transmembrane transport
Cellular component (GO): membrane
Source: RefSeq, a predicted model, not a curated record
UAUAGCCUUGCCAUCACAAGUUCACCACCCGGUCCACACGCCGAACCUUGAAAAUCUUCAUCGAAGACUCUUCAUUAUCAUGGCUCCGGCCCUCAAGCGUUACGAUUGGAUCCUCGCGAUCAUCUCCAUCGCCUUCGUUUGCUCGUCCUUCGGUAACGGUGCGAACGAUGUGGCCAACUCCUUCGCUACGAGCGUUGCUGCUCGCACCCUCACCAUGCCGCAAGUCGGCGUGAUCUCGGCGUGUACCGAGUUCGUUGGCGCCGUCGCCCUCGGAUCCCGUGUCACCAGCACCAUCAAGAACGGAAUCAUGAACAUCUCCAAAUUCGAAAACUCCCCCGCGGUGCUUAUGCUCGUGAUGGGAUGCGCUGAGAUCGGUUCCGCCUUCUGGCUUAUCUUUGCGACCAGCUUGGGUUUCCCCGUUUCGACCACUCAGACCAUCGUGGGCGCCCUGGUGGGUUCUGGCAUCGCCUCCACCGCGACCAUCAAAUGGGAAUGGUCCGAAGGCUCCGUGUCUCAGAUCGCCGCAUCGUGGGCUAUCGCGCCACUGAUCUCCGGCGCCAUCUCUGCCAUCCUCUUCGCGACUUUGAAGUUCGCCAUCCUGGAGCGAAAAGACCCGUUGAAGCGGGCGCUGCGAGCCAUUCCCGUGUACUUCGCCUUCACCGCCGGGGUGCUCACUCUGUUCAUCAUCGUCGAGCUGCCGCAAUCUGAGGAUCUUGAAAACUUUCCGCUCGGAACCCUCCUGGGCUCAAUUCUCGGGGUCUUCUUCGGCAUCCUCCUCUUCUCCAUAGUCUUCAUGGUCCCGUUCUUCCAUCGCCGCCUGGUGCAGGAGGACAGCCGCGUCCGAAUCUGGCACGUUCCGUUGGGCCCUCUCCUAUACCGCGAAAACCAAUGGCUGUAUUUCCCCGGCGCCGCGGACAGUGAAAUCGUCACCGACUAUUAUGAAGAGGGUCAUGACCCUAGGUAUCCCGAAACCACACAGGGCGAGAAGUCUUUCGAUAUCAAUAGCAACAAGUCCACAAACGAAAUCGCUGGUAAGGAUGUUGAGGCCGCCACGGGCGAGUCCACCGCCGUCCCCAAUACCACCGGUGAACCAGUUCGACUCCGAAAGAGGAGGCCCGAGCCCGAGGAGCGCUGGCUGGUGCCGGUCAGACAUCUCCCCAUCUACCAUCCGAAGAAGCUCUUGAACUGGCUCAAGUGGUUAGCGCUUCAGGGUGUCAGCCGAGACUGCAUCACUCACCAAUCCGAGCACAUUCGCAAGGCUCAUUCCCUAGCUACCCGCUACGACAACAGGGUCGAGCAUCUGUGGACCUAUGCCCAAGUCGUCAGCGCCAUGAUGAUGUCCAUCGCUCACGGUUCCAACGAUGUUGCCAACGCUGUCGGUCCCUGGGUCGCCACCUACGACGUCUACAUGACUGGCGUCGUGGAGUCGAAAACCGACACCCCCAUCUGGAUCCUCGUCAUCGCCGGUAUCCUCCUCGGCGCCGGCUUCUGGUUCUUCGGCUACCACAUCAUCCGCGCCCUAGGCAACCGCAUCACCCAGCUCUCGCCCACCCGCGGCUUCAGCAUGGAGCUCGGCGCCGCCAUCACCGUGCUGAUGGCCUCCCGUCUGGGCCUGCCCGUAUCCACCACCCAGUGUUUGACCGGUUCCGUCAUGGGCGUGGCGCUGAUGAAUUUGUCGCUCGGAGCCGUCAAUUGGCGCCAGAUGGCUUACAUCUUGAUGGGUUGGAUGCUCACCCUCCCGUGCGCCGGGUUGAUUUCGGGUCUGUUGUGCGUGAUGGCGCUGAAUGCCCCUCAUUUCUGAUUUGCGAGACUGUUUCGAAUGGCGUAAUGGGAUUAAGAUACCUCUUUUCAGUUGCAGCUGAGUUCUUCGCAUGAUAGCGUGCACAUUCCAUAGCUCCAUAGCUCCAUAGCUCUGGAGGUUUAUGAUGAAAUAGAUGACGAUAAACACUUAGCUUUAUUCACACUGGUAU